Molecule: messenger RNA, 1029 nt
Organism: Parathielavia appendiculata
Lineage: Eukaryota; Fungi; Ascomycota; Sordariomycetes; Sordariales; Chaetomiaceae
Exons: 2
Coding region: 1-1029 (342 amino acids)
Source: RefSeq, a predicted model, not a curated record
AUGGUCCGCCUUGGAAGGACACGGCUUCUCCCGGCUGCGCUUGUUGCUCUGAUUCUCGUCUCGGCAACGCGAGCCCAAGAUGACACGGUUAACUUCGGCUUCUAUCCGGGAGACUCCCAAGAUUGCCUGUACCAGGCGGCUACCAGCUCCAAGUGCAAGAGCAGCACCGUCGAGGCCACCAACUCGUGCUUCUGCCGAAAUGGUGGCGACUUUAUCACCACCGCAGCUGCCUGUAUCGGCCAGUCGUCCCCGAAUGUUCUGAAAAUGGUUUACCAGACAAUGCGCGACGCCUGCGCCGCCACGAGCACCCCGAUUGGCAUCACUGAAGACGAGUUCAUGGAGGCCGCAAAUGGUGCCACAACGACGACAUCUUCGAAGCGCGAAUCCAGCGAGACAACCUCAGAUAGCGCAACCACGACAGCUACAGUUACGGGCACGGUGACCACAACAGGACCGGCUAAGACAGUGUCUCAGGACGAUGAGCAACAGGGACAAGGGAGCACGGGGGGGAGCUCAGCGCUGACCACCGGCGCUCUGGCUGGUAUUGUAGCAGGGGCAAUCGGGGGCCUUGCAGUGCUGGGCGGCGUUAUAUACUUCCUCUUCCGGCGUAGGGGGAAGGCGGGCGAGGAGUCGCACCCAAUGCUCCCACAACACACGCAAGGCCAUCUCUCGACGGCACCUGCCGCGACUGAGUCGACGGCAUAUUACGGCAGCCCUCCGGACACGGGCGGCUGGCCCAAGAAGGACUGGGGCACUUCCCCCGACCUCCGAAACAGCGGCUUCAAUUGGGAAUCACCGGCGCACCUGUCCAUGACUUUCACCGGGGGGGCAUUGGCGCCGUCACCCCCGCCGCCGGUCCAAGAAUUGGACGGAGCCCAGCUGCACCCACCAGGCUCGACACUGGCGCCAGUCGAGAUGGGAGGGUCGCCGGUUGUGACGACGGCGCAGCCGGCCAGUGUUCAGUAUCAGGCCUACAACCCUGGGCAGCAGCAGCAUCCCGGGCCCGGAUGGAGCCAGACCUCGAGGUAG